This is a messenger RNA of Bactrocera latifrons, 3872 nucleotides long. RefSeq lists its product as uncharacterized. Gene Ontology annotation, biological process: iron ion transport. The transcript is spliced from 5 exons. Lineage: Eukaryota; Metazoa; Arthropoda; Insecta; Diptera; Tephritidae. Gene Ontology annotation, cellular component: plasma membrane. Gene Ontology annotation, molecular function: oxidoreductase activity; copper ion binding. The coding region runs from base 320 to 3649 and encodes 1109 amino acids. The record is from RefSeq and is a predicted model, not a curated record.
CAAGCGCGGUUCGCGGGUCAAUAUAAAAAAUAAUAUAAAUCAAAAAUUAACUGAAAAUUAAAAUUCAAAAAGUAAGCGAAACAGAAAAGACAAUAACUGUCACAUUAAAAGUGUAAUGAAAAGGAGUUUUUGUGUACAUACAAAGAAAAUAAAUUUGAAAAAAUAAAAUAUUAAAGAAAAGCUAUUAAGGCACCCUGUCGGUAAUUGCUCAUUUUACAAGACUUCGCUAAUUAAAUUAUUGAGCGAAAAAAGUGUACGUAACUCACACCGGCACACACACGCCCAUAUAUAUAUACACAGUCACUCACUAACACGCUGGAUGCGCUCGCCAAAAAUCGGAGAUGCAAAAAUGUGUGCCAGUGUCAUAAAUCAAAUUAACACCGACUGCGUUAGCAGUAGCCACAACAACAACAAAAGCCAAACAAUCAUCAACACAACCGAUUGUGACGUCAUGUCACACACCAACAAUCGCCGUCAACGCUGUGAGUUCACUGCCACAACACGCGUCGCUGCGCGCAAGUCCACGAUGACGCUGCCAUCGACAUCGCUGCCGCUGCUGCUACUCGGCACUACAUUGUUGUUGUUGUGCGCAUUGAAACCGGCCAAUGCAGCCGCCACGGCAACUGCUGGGCCAACCAACAAGAGUGCACGCGAAAUAAUCAGCAACAGCGGUGUGGAAGAAAAAUCACCGAAUCCAAAAGCGACUGUAAUAGCAGCAACAACAACACAUAGAGCACCCUCUGUCUGCACUGUGAUUAUAGACGAUAAACCAGAGACGCGUGAAAUCGGCGCAGUUUGGGUUUCCUCGCAAGAUGCAUGCAACAUACACACCUGCGAACAAGAUGAAAACAGCGCGCCGCGAGAGACCAUUACCAAUGUAGAUUGUGGACAGUUCUAUUGCGAUGUGGAUUCAGAGUUACGUCCACAACCCGGCAGCUGCUGCGGCGAAUGCGUGCGCACCAAGUGUCGCUUCAACGAUACCGUCUACGAUCUGGGACAGACUUGGCAUAGUCCGGACGGUUGCACCAUGUACGAAUGCGCACCGCUACCCGAACGCUCCGUCGUCACACCAAUGAUUAAUGUGUUCGAGAAGACUUGUGCGCCGCUGCCGCUGGAUUGUCCACGUGAGCAGGUGUAUGUGAAGGACUGCUGUCAGCAAUGCCGCGGCCGCGAAGCACCGACGGCGCGCUCCAAUAGAAUGCGUGAGCAGAACGGUGAUAUUUGGACAGAAGAAUUCUAUCGCAAUCAUCCGUGCGCACGCGAAUGUCAAUCAAAUGCCGAUCCGAUGACCUGUCGUUACAAUUUUGUGGUAGAAUGGUAUGAGACUAUGUCAAAGGCUUGCUAUGGUUGUCCACAGAAUGGCACAGACUGUGAGCGACCGCAUUGUGUGCUCGGCGAUGGUAUCGAACGCAGCGUUAUGGUGGUGAAUCGCAUGAUGCCGGGUCCAUCGAUUGAGGUGUGCGAGGGUGAUAUGAUUGUGGUCGACGUGCAUAAUCAUCUACUGGGUGACAGUACCACCAUACACUGGCAUGGCAUGCAUCAACGCAACUACCCAUAUAUGGAUGGCGUGCCGCAUAUCUCGCAGUGUCCCAUCUCGCCGCAUUCCACAUUCCGUUAUCGCUUUCGUGCGGAAAAUACCGGCACACACUUCUGGCAUUCGCACACCGGCAUGCAACGUGGUGAUGGCGUCUUCGGCGCGCUCAUUGUGCGUCGUCCGCGCGCUAUGGAGGCGCAUGGGCAUCUCUAUGAUUUCGACUUGUCCGAACACAAGAUGAUCUUGCAGGAUUGGGUGCAUACACCCGGUGUAAGCAUAUUUUCGUCGCAUCAUCACUCACGCGGCGACAAUAAGCCGGUGAAUUUGCUGGUGAAUGGACGCGGUCGCUUCUACUAUGCGAUCUGGGAUCAAGCUAAGAAAGAGGCGCGUACGGCCACAGUUAACAAGCCAAAUACUCAGGAUGAUAAGCCAGUAACACCAAGCCCAACUUCGACUACUACUACAACCACUCCAACAACAAGCACCACACCAUUAACCUUUGUACUCAAUCAAUCGGAGGUUGGAGGUCAAUACGAUUUGACACCUUCCCAAAUAGAGCUUCUACAGCCGCACAACGAUACCAGUCGCAACAACAUGCGUCUGCGCAAUAUUAAUGAGAUCUCACGUCUAACGCAUGUGGCACAGCAGCCACCGUCGCCAUCGGACCGUAGUGACGCCGAACCGGAAGUGGAGUUUGAUCUUACAGCGCAACCCACCAACGUGCAGCGUACGAAACGCGCUGUUGACGACAUCCAAUUGCAUCAAAUGCCACUACAAAUCUUCCACGUGCGUCGCGGUUUCCGUUAUCGCUUCCGCAUUAUCAACGCCGAGUUCCUCAACUGUCCCAUCGCUUUGUCCAUUGACAAUCACACACUCUUAGCUAUACACUCGGAUGGCUAUGAUUUCGAACCACUCGAGGUGGGCGCCAUGGUCACCUAUGCUGGCGAACGUUUCGACUUCGUAUUGAAUGCAAAUCAGUCCAUCGGCAACUAUUGGAUACGUUUCAAGGGUCUAAUGGAUUGUAGCGAUCAAUUUACAUCCGCUUUUCAAGUGGGUAUAUUGCGUUAUGAGGAUGCUAGUGAGACAGAGCCAAGCGGCGUGCUGGGUUGGCAACACAAAGCCGACGGCAUCGAGCUGAAUGCGAUGAAUCGCGGCUCGGGACAUCCGGAUUCAUUGACUGCCGCCGAAAUGACAGCGCUACCAAUUUACGAUACAGUACCGGGUGUGGAUCGUGAUGCGCUCAAACCCGUGGCUGAUUAUAAAUUUUUCGUCUACUAUGAUUUCUAUGCCAAGGACAAUCCGGUUUUCCAUCCUAGUGAUUACUACAGCUUCAACGACAGCUUGGGUAAGACCAACAAGUUAUACACACCACAAUUGAAUCACAUUUCACUGAAGAUACCACCGAUGGCACUGAUGCCUGAACGCAAUAAUGUCGAUGAUUCGCUCUUCUGUAAUGACACAAGUCUGGCGCAGCAAGGCAUUGAUUGUAGAACAGAUUUCUGUAAUUGUCAUCAUGUGCUACAAGUGCCGUUAAACUCCGUCGUUGAGCUGAUCGUGGUCGAUGAAGGUUUCACGUUCGAUGCAAAUCAUCCCUUCCAUUUGCAUGGCAAUGCUUUUCGUGUGGUGGGCCUAGAACGUUUGGGCUCCAAUGUCACUAUUGAAAUGGUGAAACAACUCGAUCGCUACAAUUUGCUCAAACGCAAUCUCGAUAGACCACCGAUCAAGGACACCGUGACCAUACCGGAUGGCGGUUACACCAUUUUACGCUUCGAGGCUUAUAACCCCGGCUUUUGGCUCUUCCAUUGUCAUAUCGAAUUUCAUGCGGAAAUUGGCAUGGCGCUUAUUAUCAAAGUUGGUGACAAUGAUCAAAUGAAGUCGACGCCAAAGAAUUUCCCUACUUGCCAUGAUUAUAUGCCGAAAGAUGGUGAAGACGAAAUUGAAGAAGACAGCGGUGAAGAUAAGAAUAACAAUACGGCUACAAGCACUCCCAUCACUACACCAAGCACUGGUGGCGCCGUCGCGCUGAGUGCUCAGGGUUAUGGCGUGCUCUCAGCGCUCCUGGUUUUAUGCGCUUUACACUGGCGUCGCUUAACCGCCAUCGUGGGUAUCCACUAAACUCAUAAUGUUAGUGAUCGUUAGUAUAGUUUGUUAUUAACAUAUUUGCCUGAUCGGCACGGAUCAAGCUUUUAGUUUUUAAGUACAAAGGCUUUCAAUAAUAACUGUGAUUAAUUAGGAUAAUGAAUUUUCGUUAAUAUAUUCGAUAUUUAAUGCAAAAGUCCCCGAAAUCUGGAUCAUAUGCAUAGACACAUAUUUUAUAUUUAAUACAUAUAUAAUAUUU